AUGAUUGUACCUAGGAAAUUCGGGCAAUCCAGGAGACUUUACAGCGGCGCUAUCUCCCAGGAUUUCUUGAAAAAUGUGCUUGAACGAGUGAAAGAGACUGCAGCCAGGAAACCAACGCUUAAUAGGCCAAAUCCAAGGUCAAGAGCCCCUAGACGUGCCAAUGAGAAUGGUGAGAUGGGUAGAAACCAUUCUGGGAAAAAAUUUGGCUCUAGAAGUGGUGGUUUUUCUCAAGGUCCUGUAACCAACGAUUCAAAUUUGUCUAAUGCAAAUGGAAAUAGAAAACCUGGUAUCAACGCCAGUGUUAUGAACAGACAGUCACAAUUCAGACGCAGAAGGAACGGAGCUGAUGAGACUACCAGUGGAGACAUGAGCUCGGGCAGUACAGGUAUAAUGGACGCUUUGGACUCAACCAGCGGUGUCCAGUUCCGUUCUAACAAAUUCCAGCAAACUUCAAAACAACCGGGAAGAAAACCUCGUGCACCUCGGACAUCACAGCGCACUGUUCCAGGGCAAACCAAUUCGGCAUCCUCGGUCGAAGGAAUUGCUUCUAAAGUUAGGAAAUCGACGCCUUCUCAACAAUAUUCUCCGGAUGAACCUACACCGCUUGGGCUCCUUAAGUACGCACCAAGUUUGGCCUUCAGUUCUUUAUCAAAAAUGAACUCAUAUGGGCUAUCAACUUUGCGAAAAAAUGAUUUUCCACUGACGCGCUCGAUUAACUUAGGAGUGGCAACCUCCCCUUCCGAGAAACCACUCAACGUUUCCUUGACCCCGAAUAGCGCAGGUUUUGGCAAAUAUAUACCUGCCUCGUCUUUGGCAUUGGGCAAGGAAAGACUAUUCAAGAAUGUCGCAGUAUCUCCAGACCUGAGUCAAUUCGAAAGAGCCGUACAGGGAAAGUAUAGUGCUUUAUCGCCUGCUAGCCAAAAAUCUUUUGAAAAUAUUGCCAAAAAUGCCAAGAAAAGAGGUGAGUUAGUACAAAACAGUGAGGUUGUGAGAAUAAGUCUGGAAAAAUCCAACAUAGACGUUGUUAGCAAAAACCUCGUGUUUAACGUAUGUUCAGGGCUCAAACCGGUGUCCCAGCUCGAGGUAUAG
Molecule: messenger RNA, 1089 nt
Organism: Lachancea lanzarotensis
Lineage: Eukaryota; Fungi; Ascomycota; Saccharomycetes; Saccharomycetales; Saccharomycetaceae
Gene: RSM28
Product: LALA0S02e10484g1_1
Exons: 1
Coding region: 1-1089 (362 amino acids)
Source: RefSeq, a predicted model, not a curated record